This is a messenger RNA of Effrenium voratum, 2957 nucleotides long. Lineage: Eukaryota; Dinophyceae; Suessiales; Symbiodiniaceae. The record is from the annotation of a GenBank genome assembly.
GACUCUUGCCAUGAAGAAGAAGAGACUUGCCAAGAAGGCAGAGAAGCCGAGCAACGCGGAGGCGGAGGCGGAGGAUUGGUUGGGAGACAAGGACGAAGGGGAAGAUCAGCUUGACCUCCACAGCGAAGAGGCCUCAGAGGCGGAGGAAGUCGAGGAUGGCGAGGCGGAUGCGGAUGCGCCUGAAGAGGAUGCUGACGCGGAGGAAGCCAUGGAUGACACCAAGGGCGACAAGCGCCUGGGUUCCCGCAUUCUGGCGCGCGUCAGCGAAGGCAAGCAGAUGGACCUCACUGCAUUGAAGCAAGAGAUCCAGGAUGAUGCUGGCCUGCUGAGUAAUUGGCGAAAAGCGCAGCUGCUGGGUGAGAAGCGGUCGCGCGAGGAGGUCUUCAAGAACCUCAUCUCCAACUGCUCCACGUACUUCGGGUACUCCGAGGACCUCGCGGAGUACUUUCUGCAGAUGUUCAGCCCGGAGACGGCCGUGAAGUUCUUUGAGGCGAAUGAACAGACGCGGCCGCUGACCCUGCGCACCAACACGCUGAAGGCGAGACGCAGCUCCCUGAUGCAAGCGCUCACACAGAGGAAGGUGCAGGUGGACCCAAUUGGCGCCUGGACGAAGGUGGGCCUGAAGGUCUACCAGUCCCAGGUGCCGGUGGGUGCUACCCCCGAGUACCUGGGAGGGCAUUACAUGAUUCAGAGCGCGUCCUCCUUCAUCCCCGUCAUGGCCCUGGCGCCACAGCAAGACGAGGUGGUUUUGGACAUGGCGGCCGCGCCCGGCGGCAAGACCACGUACAUUGGACAGCUGAUGCGAAACACUGGCACCUUGUUUGCCAACGACAUGAAGCGGGACCGAUGUAAGUCGCUGGUUGCCAACGUGCACCGCCUGGGCUUGACCAAUGUUGUAGUGACAUGCCUGGACGGCAAGAAACUGUCCAAGAUGCUGCCUCGGCUAGAUCGUGUUCUGCUGGAUGCGCCUUGCACAGGUUCCGGCAUCAUCGCCCGGGAUCCCUCGGUGAAGGUGAAGCGUGGCCUGAAGGACUUUGAAGGGCACAGCCGCUUGCAGAAGGAGUUGCUUACCGCAGCCAUUGACAUGGUGGACGCAGGCUCGAAGACUGGUGGUUACAUCGUGUACUCCACCUGUUCCGUCUCUGUGGAGGAGAACGAGGCCGUUGUGGACCAUGCGCUGAAGACCCGGAACGUGGAGCUGGUCUCCUUCACCAGCGCCGUGAACUUCGGCGUGGAGGGCCUCACCAAGUACCGGGAGCGGCGCUUCCACCCCUCGCUGAGCCUCACACGGCGCUACUACCCGCACGUGCACAACAUGGAUGGGUUCUUCGUGGCGAAGCUGAAGAAGACCUCCAACAAGGUGCCGGAAAGGAUCAAGAAAGACAGAUCCAAGGCAGAAGACAAGGUCUGGGGCGAGGAGCACUGGACUGCGGACUUCAUGGAUUCGGUGGUGGACUUUGAGGCUUCAAACGGCAGCCCGAAAGCGAAGAAGAAAUUGCUGGCCCGGGAUCGCAAGAAGCAGAGACGGGAGGAGCUGAUCAAACUCCGGGGCUUCCAGCUGAAGUACCCGCCCAAGGUCAAGACGGAGCAGAGCCUCUCCGCCGUGUCGCAGAAGGAGAUCCCCUCACGGCUGCAGAACCUGAAGAACAAAGCCGUGAAGCUGGCGAUGGCCACCAAGGCUCGUGCCGGGGAUGUGAUGGAGCUGGCGGUCUCCAAGGUUCAGUCUGUGAAGGCACAGACCGUGGAGCUGGUCACCUCGGCGCGGAGCAAAGUGGUGGACACGGCUUCGACGCUGAGAGCCGGCGUCGCGGCGCGGGUCACGAAGGUCCUGCAGGCGGCAGAGGCGGCGAAGGCGAGCGCCAGGACAAGGCUGACAGAUGCACAGGCUGCGGCGGUCAAGAGCUACAGCAAGCUGCGACAGGAGGGCGUGAGGGUCUGGACCCGGGACACCGUGCAGCUGCUCUCGACGUAUGCGGCAUCUGGCAUCGCCAGCGCAAGGGGCCUGGCCAGGCAGAGCGUCACGGAUGCCAGAGCUGCCAGCGUCAAGUUGGUGGAAUCCACACGGAAGGCGGUCAAGGACAGGGCCGAUCAGACUGUCGAAGGCGCCAAGGCGACGUACUCCCAGUCGAAGCAGCGAGCGCUGCAGACCGUGGAUGACGUCAAGGCCAAAGCCCACGAGGUCUCCGACAAGGCCAAGGCCGCGGCCCAGGACGGCCACGUCCGCGCCACCGCGGUGGGGGUGGCCGGCGGCGCCACCACCCUGGGCGUCACCGGUGCCACCACGGGCCUCGCGGCGGGUGCCGCCGUGGGCGCUGCCGUGGGCGUGGUGCCGGCCCUUUUCACCUUCGGCCUGUCCAUCCCCGUGGGGGCCAUGCUGGGAGGUGGAACUGGACUGGUGGUGGGCACUGCAGUUGGCACCACCGCCGGCGCGGUGAGCGGCGGCGCCGCAGGCUACGGCGCCUAUGCCAAGCGCGACCAGAUCGAGGAGUUUCGCACCAAGACGGUGACCCGGAUCUCCUCGAGCGUGGAUGUGGUGAAGGGCAAGGCUGCAGCCUCCAAGGCCUACAUCAAGGACCAGGCUUCGGCUGCGCGCGCCCGCAUUGCGCGCGCUUAGAUGGGCCGGGCCGGGCCUUUCGGCCUUUGGGCCAGGCAGUCGCAAGGUUUUCCAUUGUACAGAUUGCACUCCUGCGGAGGACUGAAUCCUUCGGUGAGGAUUGUGGCUCUGGCUUGGGCCGGAAGCGAAUGUUGAGACGGCAUGGGCCUCUCAGAGACAGCUUUCACAGAGCAUUCAGUGCUUCAGGUGGCGAGAGGCUACCUGAAAGCACUCCUCUCUUCCAUAAUUCGCCUGAUUUGGAUGGACCUCUCUGGCCUGACAGGGGCCAGUUCCAUCAUGUUUUGCCCAAGAUUGCAUCGCCCCAAGAAGGGCCAGCAAAAAGAUUGCCAAGAAAGGAAGGAGC